AUGGACCCUGCCAUCCUGGUGCUUCUGGUGGCAGCUGGCAUCUGGCAUGGCUUGGCAUCUCCGACAAUCGACCCUAAUGUCACCGCCAUGAUUGUAAACAAGGGAGACCCUGUAAACUUGCACUGCUCUGGGGAUUUCAGCGUGGAAUGGGUCAGCGCAAGACAGAAUAUGAUCGUGUACUCCAGUGGCACUAACAGCACUCUCAGUAUUACCAGUUCCAGUUACAGGGACACCGGCACCUAUCAGUGCGCUUAUUCCAACAGCAGUGACAUGGAGCGAGCAUCCAUCCAUCUCUUUGUGAGAGAUCCCAAGAAGGUGUGGUAUGUCCAUAGCGUCAGUGUCAGAGUAAGCGAAGGCCGUGAUGCACGGCUGCCAUGUCUGAUCACUGACCCAGAGUAUGGGUCCAACGUUACCCUGCUGAAGGAUGAUGAUUCUCCAGUCUUACCAGGGACUGAGUUUUCUUUCAGCCCUCAGGAUGGAGUAACCAUAUACAGCGUGCAGCAAGAUCAUAAAGGAUAUUACAGGUGUGGGGCCCAUAUCAACGGAAAAGUGGAGAGAUCAUCGAAAAUCAAAUUGAUUGUUCUAAAAGCAACAGUAAAGCCGCUCUCCGUCACGGUGGAGCAAAAAGACCAUGUGCGAAUACAGGGGGAAAGUUUCCAGAUCAUCUGCAAUUUAAUUUCUCCUUCCCACAAGUACAACGUCAAGUGGAUCCAUCCAGCUCAGAAUGUCACCACCACGACCAACAACAACUUUGAAGAUGGGGACUAUUACGUUUCCUUCACCCUAUACAUUCCAGCGGUGACAAUAGGAGACAGUGGACGAUACAGUUGUGUAGCAAACAAUUCUGUGGGAUCCAGUAAUUCUUCAACUGUGCUCCAGGUUGUAGAGAGAGGUUAUGUACGUCUGUUGCCCAUGCAGAACAGCAGCCACGAAGUAAAGUUGGGAGGAAAUCUGGAACUGCAGGUCUUGAUUGAGGCUUACCCCAGACUUAGCAACUGGAGUUGGACCCAUGAGAAUCCUUCCCAACACUCUGUGAGCGCCCUACGCAAUGGCCAAAUGGUCCCUGGUAACAACAGGUACACCACCACGCUCUCCCUGAACCGGCUGAAAGAAGAUGAAAGGGGACUGUAUACAUUCUAUGCUGCGAAUGAUGCGGCCAAUGCAUCCGUGACCUUCAGCAUCUCCCUGAAAUUCCCGCCUGAGGUCCAUCAUGUCGGGAUGGUAUUCAAUGACUCCACGAGCCUUCACUGUGUAGCCAGUGGUUACCCUGCUCCACAUAUUGAGUGGUAUCAGUGCCCCGGGCAUGCAGACAGAUCUGACCAGGGAAGAACACUGAUUCGGAAUGACACCAGCCCAGGGGUCAUAAGCAAAUUGCCCUUUGGAAAGGUGAAAGUAGAGAGCAUCCUUCAAAUUAAGGAGUUUGAGUACAAUGUUACCUUUUGCUGCUGGGCCAUUAACAGCGAGGGGAAUGACUCACAAAUACAUAGCCGUGUCCCUUUUACAGAAAGAACCCAGAUGCGCCAACAUGAGCUCUUCAACCCCAUUCUCUCCGCCUCUGUGGGAAUAUUGGUCUUGCUUCUCCUGCUGCUCCUCUUCCUGCUGUACAAAUAUAAUCAGAAACCAAAAUACCAGGUGCGGUGGAAGAUCAUUGAGGCCUGCGAAGGGAAUAACUACAUCUUUAUUGACCCCACCCAGUUGCCUUACAAUGAGAAAUGGGAAUUCCCCAGGAACAACCUGCAGUUUGGAAAGACCCUGGGAGCAGGAGCCUUUGGAAAAGUGGUAGAAGCCACUGCUUUCGGGAUGGGGAAGGAAGACACUGUCCUCAAAGUGGCUGUGAAGAUGCUCAAAUCAACAGCCCACACAGAUGAACAGGAGGCCCUUAUGUCUGAGCUGAAAAUCAUGAGUCACUUGGGCCACCAUGAGAACAUUGUUAACCUGCUGGGAGCCUGUACUUAUGGAGGCCCAAUUCUGGUCAUCACUGAAUACUGUCGCUAUGGAGAUCUGCUGAAUUUCCUGCGGAAGAACGCAGAGUCCAUAAUCAUCCAGGACUCAAGCCUGGACUCCUCUCUGGAUAGCACAGCCGAUUACAAAAACAUCUAUCUGGAGAAGAAGUAUGUCCGAAGUGAUAGUGGGUUUGCAAGCCAGUGUUUGGAGACCUAUGUUGAAAUGAGACCUGUGCCAUCAGACUCCAUGCCAGCAGGGGGUAAGUUACAAGGCAAGAACCCAGAGGAAGAACAGGAUACUCGGCCCCUGGAUCUGUAUGACCUGUUGCAGUUCUCCAAUCAGGUGGCCCAGGGAAUGGCCUUCCUUGCCUCAAAGAACUGCAUCCACCGGGACUUGGCAGCAAGGAAUGUGCUAGUGACCCACGGACGAGUAGCCAAAAUCUGUGACUUUGGGCUGGCGAGGGACAUCAUGAAUGAUUCAAACUAUGUUGUCAAAGGCAAUGCCCGUCUGCCGGUGAAGUGGAUGGCCCCAGAGAGUAUCUUUGACUGCAUAUACACUGUGCAAAGUGAUGUGUGGUCCUACGGCAUCCUCCUCUGGGAGAUCUUCUCGCUGGGUAAAAGCCCAUACCCUGGCAUGCUGGUGAAUAGCAAGUUUUACAGCAUGGUGAAGCAGGGGUAUCAGAUGGCCAGACCAGACUUUGCUCCUAUGGAAAUGUAUCGCAUCAUGCAAGCAUGUUGGAAUCUGCAACCCACCCGACGGCCCACCUUUGACCAGAUAUGCCAUUUCAUUCAAAAGCAACUGGAUGCCAACAAGGAACAGGACUAUACAAAUCUCCCCAGUAGCUCGGAGGAAGACAGCGUGUGCGAGCCCUCUGGCUGCUGUGAAGAGUCCUGUGACCAAGCAGAUAGCAGUCAGCCUCUUCUGAAGAGCAACAAUUACCAGUUCUGUUAA
Molecule: messenger RNA, 2895 nt
Organism: Emys orbicularis (European pond turtle)
Lineage: Eukaryota; Metazoa; Chordata; Testudines; Emydidae
Gene: CSF1R
Product: colony stimulating factor 1 receptor
Exons: 21
Coding region: 1-2895 (964 amino acids)
Biological process (GO): positive regulation of cell migration; positive regulation of kinase activity; protein phosphorylation
Cellular component (GO): signaling receptor complex; CSF1-CSF1R complex; plasma membrane
Molecular function (GO): cytokine binding; macrophage colony-stimulating factor receptor activity; ATP binding
Source: RefSeq, a predicted model, not a curated record